Suillus subaureus is the source of this 1552-nucleotide messenger RNA. RefSeq names its product WW domain binding protein 11-domain-containing protein. The record is from RefSeq and is a predicted model, not a curated record. NCBI's taxonomy places the organism in Eukaryota, Fungi, Basidiomycota, Agaricomycetes, Boletales, Suillaceae. The coding region runs from base 62 to 1420 and encodes 452 amino acids. The transcript has 7 exons. Gene Ontology annotation, biological process: RNA processing.
GUUCCGUAUUCUUCGCUUGCAAGCGAGUACUAAGCACAUCAAGAGUUCAGCCGACGCCGCCAUGGCAAAAGGAAAGAAUCUGAACCCAGCGGACGCGUUUAGAAAGGCUCAGCGAAAGAAGGAACUUAAAAAGAACAAGGCAGAGAGGUCCAAAGCUCGUGACUUCGCUCUAGUCAAGAAAGACACAAGAGAUCUCCAGGAUGAAAUUGAGAAGCUUGAGGGAGUUGCAGAGCCCUCUGGCGCAGAGAAAUAUCGCCUGGCAGAACUCAAGGCAGAGCUAAACAAAAUCAUGGCUAAGAAAGAAGAAUACGUCCAAGAGCAUCCUGAACAACGUAAACUUGUUUACCGAGCUCGUAGAGACAAGGAUGAGGCCAACAAAGAGGAACCGGUUGCCGAGCAGAAACGAAAUGUUUUCAACAAACAUGGCUUGCCUCGGCAUCCUGAACGAAGCAUCUACUAUGAUGCUGUCAUGAAUCCCUACGGUGUACCCCCUCCAGGAAUGCCUUACAUGGAGAGACCCCUGAGGCCUGACGAGACAGCCAGAGAUGAUGAAGCUGAUGGCGACGACGACGUCGUUAUGCCUGAAGGUCCUCCUCCAACUGGUAACAACAAUGACAUGGUUGACAGUGAUGAUGACAUUCCGAUGCCAGAAGGACCUCCACCAAGCAUUCUUCAAAAACCACCACUGCCACCAAACAUUCCCUUCAGUGUUGCUCCACUUCCGCCACCCCCGCCUCCUCCGUUUGUCCAGGGUUCCCCGCCUUUCCCGCCGUCUUAUCCCUAUCAAUCUUCAGGAUUUGGACAUACUUCUCCUCCUGGCUUCCCGCCCGGUGUCUCACCAUACCCACCUGUAUCUGCGUUCAUGCAACCUCAUAUGCCUCCCCCACCUCCUGGGUUUUUCCCUCGUGUACAGUCUGCUUCGUCCAUACAAGACCCGCUUUCUGCUAUUCCUCAUCAAACGUACCAAGCACAUCGUGUCAACCGCCUUACUCCCCAUCCAUCACUUCCCCAAAAACCUCCGCCAGCCCCUGGCGCUUCCUCUAUAGGGAUUGCUGGUAAUAAUACAACUACAGCUACGAUUUCGGCCGCGCCGCAAUUACGGGACUUCAAGAAGGAGGCUACGGCGUUCGUUCCGACAUCCCUCAAGCGGAAAAAGCCUGCUGCUGGAAUGGCGUCAUCUAAGGUCAACGCAGCUCCUUCUCUCGGUGCAGGGUCAGAAUCUUCGGAACCAGCACAAGCUUCACGACCGGAUCUUGUGAGCUCAUUGAUGGACAAAUUCGGACCGGUACCUGUGGUUGCAGCAGCCUCCCUGAAUGAAAAGGGAUCUUUGAAGGGCAUGCAGUCCAACGUUGGGAAGAAGGAUGAUUAUCAGAAAUUCGUGGAGGAGAUAGGUGACAUUUUAGGACCUUCGAAGCCAUGAGGCAUUCGCUGCUUGCAUAUCUUGACGUAAACUCGGAAGGAGCAAUGCAGUUCGCUCAGGUGAUUUACCGCGUGAGAUUGUCUCCAGCUUAGAAAAUAUUCACAAAAGGAUAGCGUGUAAUUCCUUGACUCG